AUGGCUCUUCCGUGGCGGCUCGGCGCCGCGCUGGCGCUCCUCUGCGUCGCCGCCUUCCUCGCCUCCUGCGACGCCCGGGACCUGAGGGCGGCAGCCAAGGAAGAGGAGACAGACCUGGCUGUGGCGGCUUCCGACCUGGAAGCGGCCGCGAGCCACCACGGCCACCACCACGAGAAGGGCGGCGGCCACAAGCACCACUCGGAGCACCACUCGUCGCACGGCGGCAAGGGCGACAAGGGCUACAAGAGUCACCACCACCACGACAAGGGCGACCACGGCAAGUACGGCAAGGAGCACCACGGCGGCCACUACGAGGAGCACGGCGGACAUAAGAAGAGCCACCACGACGAGGCCGGCCACUACGGCGAGCACCACAAGGGCGAGAAGGGCCACAAGGGCGCCAAGUUCGGCGAGAAGGGCGGCCACAAGAAGGGCCACAAGACCCACGGCUACCACAACAAGUUCCACAAGGACGAGUACCACAAGGAGCACAAGUUCUACGACGACUACCACAAGGGCGGCCACCACAGCAAGCACGGUGACUUCCACGAUCACCACGAGAAGAAGCACGGCGGACACAAGAAGGGCGGACACCACCACUCCGGUUACCAUGACGACCACUACGGCAAGAAGGGCCACCACGACAAGGGCCACUACCACGACGACCACAAGGGCUUUAAGGGCCAUCACGGCCACGAGUCGCACCACGGCCACCACGAAGACUACGGCAAGAAGGGCGGUCACUCUGGCGGAAAGCACUACGGAUUCAGCAGCGGACACGGAGGCGGUGGUGGUGGUGGUGGCGGCGGCGGCCACGGACAUCACUGAAGCGCACCAGACGCCUACAGCUCUGGAGCUCAU
This is a messenger RNA of Schistocerca serialis cubense, 861 nucleotides long. RefSeq names its product histidine-rich glycoprotein-like. The coding region runs from base 1 to 828 and encodes 275 amino acids. NCBI's taxonomy places the organism in Eukaryota, Metazoa, Arthropoda, Insecta, Orthoptera, Acrididae. The record is from RefSeq and is a predicted model, not a curated record. The transcript has a single exon.